AUGGCGUCUACCGACUCCAAGCCCAAGCCGGAGAGACUGCCCGUGACAGUCUCUAAGCCGACCCCAUACACAUUCGACCUCGGUCAUCUGCUUGCGAACGAUCCCAACCCUCUCGAGAUCUCCCGCUCCGAACCCUUGGACGUCAGUCUCAAGGCCACAGCCCGGGAUGGCACCCAGUCUCUUCUCAACCAGCUCCUGACCACCUGCCCCAUCACCUCCUCCCAACAGGGUGUUCUCCUGACUCUCCCGUCUCCCUCCACUGUCCUCCCGCGCUUCAAGCCUCUUCCCACCCCCAAGCCCCCGACUAAGUGGGAGCUGUUCGCCCGCAAGAAGGGUAUUGGCAAAUACAGCAGCAGGCCUGGCGCAGCAUUGGCCGAUAAGGAGCGUCGCAAGAAGUUGGUGUACGAUGAAGAGAAGGGCGAGUGGGUUCCUCGCUGGGGUUACAAGGGCAAGAACAAGUCCGAUGAUGAAUGGCUUGUUGAGGUGAACGAGAAGGAUUGGAAGAAGGAAGAAGAGGCGGCCGCUAAGGGAAGCUCGAUCCGUGGACUAUCUCGCGCCGAACGCAAAGACAGGAUACGCCGCAACGAGAGGAAAAUGAGAGCGAAUGAGCGCAAGAACAGGAAGUCGGGUGGUGGUUAA
Aspergillus niger is the source of this 639-nucleotide messenger RNA. RefSeq lists its product as uncharacterized. The record is from RefSeq and is a predicted model, not a curated record. Gene Ontology annotation, cellular component: nucleus; nucleolus; preribosome, large subunit precursor. The coding region runs from base 1 to 639 and encodes 212 amino acids. Lineage: Eukaryota; Fungi; Ascomycota; Eurotiomycetes; Eurotiales; Aspergillaceae. Gene Ontology annotation, biological process: ribosomal large subunit biogenesis; ribosome biogenesis; ribosomal large subunit export from nucleus. The transcript has 2 exons. Gene Ontology annotation, molecular function: protein binding.